Molecule: messenger RNA, 456 nt
Organism: Eptesicus fuscus (big brown bat)
Lineage: Eukaryota; Metazoa; Chordata; Mammalia; Chiroptera; Vespertilionidae
Gene: LECT2
Product: leukocyte cell derived chemotaxin 2
Exons: 4
Coding region: 1-456 (151 amino acids)
Source: RefSeq, a predicted model, not a curated record
AUGUUUUCUUUAGGAUUCCUCCUUUUGGCUGCUUUGAAUUCAACUGUGCUGGCGGAGCCAUGGGCUAAUCUAUGUGCUGGCAAGUCUUCCAAUGAGAUCAGGACGUGUGACAUCCAUGGCUGUGGCCAUUACUCUGCUUCGAGAAAUCAUAGGUUUCACCGGGGUGUGGACGUCUUGUGCUCUGAUGGAUCUACUGUGUAUGCACCUUUCAGUGGAACGAUUGUGCGCCAGGCGAAACCUUAUAGAAACAAAAAUGCCAUCAAUGAUGGUGUUAAGAUAUCUGGAAGAGAUUUCUGUGUUAAAAUGUUCUACAUUAAGCCAAUUAAAUAUAAAGGUUCUAUCAAGAAGGGAGAAAAACUGGGCACUCUGUUGCCCAUGCAGAAAGUUUAUCCUGGCAUACAAUCCCACGUACACAUUGAAAACUGUGACCUGAGUGACCCCACCAUGUACCUAUAA